AACAUAACAAUGCAUAUUGUGGUUAAGGAUUUUCCCUGGGAAUAGCCCCUUUAUACAGAUCGUGGGAUAAAGCCAUGCACUGUGACCAUGGCCCUUAUCAUUAUGACUUAGGGAAAUUCCCUGGGAAUGACCCUCUGCAUGCAGCUGUCAAUCAGCUUGAUACAGUAUCUUACUGAUAGAGGAAUGAAUUAGCCACCACAAUGGACCUAUUUUCCGCAUCAGUCGGUCAAUAUAAUACGAUCAUGAGUGCAGGAUCGAUCUUAUAGCUAGCUAGAUGUACUGUAGAUUCCUGUUAAUAUGCAUGCCUUGGAACAGUGUAGUUUGGUCGGAAUAGGCUGAAUUUCAGAAAGUAUUUGCUGCUAAAAAGCAUCUUUACUCUGACUAAUUAUUUUGCGGCUCUGUCUCGAAGAUAAUGAAUCAUUAUGGUGUUUCUCUGACUGUCGAGGGAGGAGUGAUCUGGUUGGUGAACACUGUCCUGGAACUGUCAGACUGUUUUGUGAGGGAGUGGACCUCACUAGUUUGCGUUGGAGUUACAAUGUCACUAAGGAAGAAAUUCAUUCAUUCUAUCCUGACAGUAUGAUUUCUACUCAAACUGUACCAAAUCCAGCCUUUAUUUCUGUUGAGUUGAGCUCAGUUAUGCAGAGUGAUCAAUGGAAUUUUGGAAACUUUUCUUCAACUCUUACCCUCGACAUCUCAGAGCUUGAGGAGCAGCACAUUAAUGAAAUCAGAUGCGGCGAUCCGGUAACGCACCAGACAAUCACAAUUGAUGUUCAGGUUGUGGCAUGCCCUGCUUCUAGACAACAAAUACGCUAUGAGGCCACCCUAACUGGGAAUGAUUAUCAUCACAUCUCAACUACUAAUAGUGGUACCUGUACAAUGGUGUGCAGCGUCACAUUCACUGUCCCGCUUUCCAGAGAUGGUAAUUACGUGUUGGAGCUCCAAGCUAUCAACGACGUGGGGAGAAGUGAUCCUGUCCUACAUAAUAUUGUUAUAGUGACAGACAGCAGUUCCAAUGGUGUAUCUAUCGGAGUGACCGUAGCAACUACUGUUGUUGUAUUCAUAUUCUCUUUGGUACUCGGUUUCGUCACGGGAGUUGGUACAUACUAUAUUGUGCUGAAAAAAUUACUCAUCAUAAAAUUGAAAAGAGAAACUGAGUCUGGAGUGCAACCGAGAGAGGAUGCACCGGAGAUACGAAUACAAGAAUCAAGGGAAAUUUAUCGGGAGGUUAUCUAUUCGAAUCCAGAAACAGCACAGCAAAAUGAAGACCUGACUCACUCUUAUUGUGAAGCCGAUGAUCCAAUAAUAGGCAGUAGUAUUUAUACAAAGUCGAGUGUAAGUUCAAAGGAACCAAUUCCUAACGAGUCUUAUGGAAAGCCAAAGAAAGAACGUUCCCGACCAGAUGAAGAAAUGAGAUUAAAAGCUAACCUAUCUUACGAUAAAGUGGGAAUUUUGAAAAGAAGUGGAGCUAGAAGAGGCAAGAUGAACAUGGAAGCGAAUCAGUCGUAUGGUUUGGCAAGAGUAUCCACUGACCCAGAGGAUAAAGUGGAGUACGAUUACGUUGACAAUGAACUGCUUCAAUCUUGCAAAUAGAGUCUCCCAUUUAGAUCUAGCACAUGCAAGCAUGUCAGUUUAGUGCAGUAUCACAACGUUGUACCUUAUCGGAUAUUUUGUAACAGUAUGUGUAUAUCACACUUCCAAUUAUACAACCCUUCAUGCACUCAUGCAUACAAUCAAUGUAACGUAAUUGAUUAUCAUAAUUACUGCGUACUUUUAAA
Molecule: messenger RNA, 1775 nt
Organism: Halichondria panicea
Lineage: Eukaryota; Metazoa; Porifera; Demospongiae; Suberitida; Halichondriidae
Exons: 4
Coding region: 577-1590 (337 amino acids)
Source: RefSeq, a predicted model, not a curated record